Photinus pyralis (common eastern firefly) is the source of this 2123-nucleotide messenger RNA. Its product is annotated as cystinosin homolog. Gene Ontology annotation, cellular component: lysosomal membrane. NCBI's taxonomy places the organism in Eukaryota, Metazoa, Arthropoda, Insecta, Coleoptera, Lampyridae. Gene Ontology annotation, molecular function: L-cystine transmembrane transporter activity. The record is from RefSeq and is a predicted model, not a curated record. Bases 724 to 2040 code for a protein of 438 amino acids. The transcript is spliced from 9 exons. Gene Ontology annotation, biological process: L-cystine transport.
GCUCGUUCGUUUCCCUGUUUCAAGAUCUUCUCAGAGAUGAAACGAAAUUCUUGUCUUUAUUCUAUCAUGGUACAGUACUGAUCUUGUGUCUCAUUCUGUCGGUUGGUUCUUAAUAGCAUCAGGUAAUAACUCUGUGUCGACGGUGACUUCUAUCGUGCGACCAGAGUGUACUCGUUGAUCGCCUAGCACAGCCACAGACUGCCCGGCGUGUUGUGGAAGCCGCGUGUAUGCGGCGGCGUAGCAGAAACUGGCGUCCUCUAAAAACAAGUCCGGUGCACGCUACUUGCAAGCAGCUUGCUCGCCGCGGUUCUGCUCGAGUGUGUACUGCGCAAUUAGAGCCCAUGUACUGCUAAACCGCCGGCGUUCGCCCGCGACUUGCACGCGGCUUGAAAACACGCAAAUGUGCAUCGAGCCUAAGUUGUAUCUGUAGAAUAUUAUGAUUUAUAAGACCUGUAGAAUGUAGAUAUACUUACAUUUUUUUUUUGCUUUUAAAUUGUAUAAUUAUGUAUAUGGUUUUCAAUGACGUUUUCUCUCCCCAACGCGUGCCAAAUUCCGUAGUUCGCACAUAUUAUAUUUAUAGAUCUAAUGCCACCGCUUCCCGACUUAAUCAUUUGAUUACAUUUUAAUGAUGAAUUUCUUAAGUUGAUUGUACGUUUUCAUGUCAGAUGAGCUGUGCAUUGCUCUUGUAAAGUUCAUGUAACUUUUUUUUCGGUCUUUAAGUAUAUGAUAUACGUUCACCUGCAGGUAUAUCUGGUUGGCACAUAUUUUGAAUUAUUUGAACAAGUAACUUUAAUUCGUUCAUUUUUGUUAGGAAUUUGUAAAUCUAGUGCUUCUACGAAUCAGGAAUGGAGCGUGAUACGAGAGUGCACUUUUUGGAAUAAACGUGCAAUAUUUUAUUUCCACGUACGAUUCAUUUUUACUGAGGCCAAAGCGAUGUACCACAUUUUCGCGUACAUUUACUUAUUGGCAACACUCAGCGAAGUUCCUCCACGUGUUUACUGCGAUAUCGAAAUUUCGACCAAAGAACUUAUUUUUCCGCUGGGCACCCAAGAGACUGUCAAUAUUAAAGUGAGCAAUGUCAACAAAUCUGGCGUAAUCUUGUACUUUACGGUUCAUAACGAGGAAGUGGUUCAAGUUCUUCCUUCGGUCAUACCUUUGCAUGGCUACGAUGACGACUACAAUUUCACAGUGUACGCGUCGAGAGCUGGACAUUCGGAAAUUAGUGCCAAUUCGUCAGAUCCCGACGUAAGUGUGAAGCAUCUGUACUUGGUCGCCAAUGUGCACAAAGAAAAAUAUAUCGACAUCGCCUCGCAGAUUUCGGGUUGGAUCUAUUUCGUCACGUGGGCUUUAUCGUACUACCCUCAAAUUUAUACGAACUUCAAAAGAAAAAGUGUAAUAGGCUUCAGCUUUGAUUACUUGGCGUUAAACGUGGUAGGAUACUUGUCCUUUGGUGUAUUUAUACAGAGCGUCUUUUUCGCCCCUGCUAUUCAGGAAGAAUAUUUUGAGCAACACAGCCAUGGACUACUACCUGUGAAAGUAAACGACGUCUUUUACAAUCUGCACGGAAUCCUUGCACUGUUAGUAACGGGAUUGCAAUGUUUGAUUUAUGAAAGGGGAAGCCAAACUAUAUCCUUGAUAACACGCUUGAUGUUGGGCGGAUUUGGCAUCUUCUACGUGGUGCUAUUCAUACUGCGCGCCGUAUGCGUGAUACAAUGGUUGGAUUUCUUGUAUUUUUCUUCAUAUGUCAAACUGGUUAUAACGGUACUGAAGUAUAUACCUCAGGCUUACUUGAAUUGGAAACGGAAAAGUACAAGUGGAUGGAGUAUCGGGGUGGUAAACCUAAAUCUGGCAGGCGGCGUAUGCAGCAUUGGUCAAAUGGCAUUAGAUGCAUAUAAUUAUGAUGAUUGGAAGUCUAUCUUUGGCAAUCCGACUAAGUUCGGAUUGGGUGCUUUUACCGUACUAUUCCAAGUAUUAUUUAUGGUCCAACAUUACAUUUUAUAUAGAAAUUCUCCAUCGACAGAUGGAAAGGACUUAAUGUAGCAGCUUAUUGACAUUUAUAUCUAUGCUUUGACACAUAAUACGUAUGUAAAUCGAAUUUCUACGAAUAUAAUAAUUUUAACAUC